Molecule: messenger RNA, 4879 nt
Organism: Zalophus californianus (California sea lion)
Lineage: Eukaryota; Metazoa; Chordata; Mammalia; Carnivora; Otariidae
Gene: SSR1
Product: signal sequence receptor subunit 1
Exons: 8
Coding region: 95-955 (286 amino acids)
Cellular component (GO): endoplasmic reticulum; endoplasmic reticulum membrane
Source: RefSeq, a predicted model, not a curated record
CCCCUUCCGGAGCCCGGAUGAAGAGUAACGCCAUUACCGCCGGAGCCGCGGAGAGCACUGGCGGGCGGUGACUGGACACCGGAUCGGCUGCGCCAUGAGAUUCCUCUCCCGCCUGCUUCUGCUUCUCUUGCUCGUGUUCCCCGCUACCCUCUUGCUCCGCAGCGGCCCUGGAGGCUCAUUAGCUACAGCUCAGGAUCUUACAGAAGAUGAAGAAACAGUGGAAGAUUCAAUAAUCGAAGAUGAAGAUGAUGAAGCAGAGGUGGAAGAAGAUGAACCUACAGAUUUGGCUGAAGAUAAAGAGGAAGAAGAUGUAUCUGGUGAACCUGAAGCUUCGCCAAGUGCAGAUACAACUAUCCUGUUUGUGAAAGGAGAAGAUUUUCCAGCGAAUAACAUUGUGAAGUUCCUAGUAGGCUUUACAAACAAGGGUACAGAAGAUUUUAUUGUUGAAUCCUUAGAUGCCUCAUUCCGUUAUCCUCAGGACUACCAGUUUUAUAUCCAGAAUUUCACAGCUCUUCCUCUGAACACUGUAGUACCACCCCAGAGACAGGCAACUUUUGAAUAUUCCUUCAUUCCUGCAGAGCCCAUGGGUGGACGACCCUUUGGUCUAGUCAUCAAUCUGAACUACAAAGAUUUGAAUGGCAAUGUAUUCCAAGAUGCUGUCUUCAAUCAAACAGUUACGAUUAUUGAAAGAGAGGAUGGGUUAGAUGGAGAAACAAUCUUUAUGUAUAUGUUCCUUGCUGGUCUUGGGCUCUUGGUUGUUGUUGGCCUUCACCAACUCCUGGAAUCUAGAAAGCGCAAGAGACCCAUACAGAAGGUAGAGAUGGGUACAUCAAGUCAGAAUGAUGUUGACAUGAGUUGGAUUCCUCAGGAAACUUUGAAUCAGAUCAAUAAAGCUUCACCAAGAAGGUUGCCCAGGAAACGGGCACAGAAGAGAUCAGUGGGAUCUGAUGAGUAAAUGUCCCUUUGUGCAACAAUUCAGUCUUUACUUAACCUGCCCUAAUGUUUUUCGGCCUGAUGGGAGUUAGUGCAGAGAAGCCAUAUCACCAUAGAAGGCAACUACUGCUUAUGUGUGGACUGAGCCAUCAGAGUCUGUGGCGAUAAUAUUACUGAAAAUGCACUGCAUUCAUUUUUCUAAAGUAACAAAUUUGGGUUUUUUUAAGCCAUUAAAAUCUAUGUGUGUGCGUGUGUAUGUCUGUGAGCAGUUGGUGUUACCAGAAUCAUUGUUGAACUACCUGAAGCCUGCCUUUAGAAUACUAAAUAUAAUGCUGUUAUCUCUUUUUGACAUUUUCUGAUAUUUCCCCCAAAACUCAAUAUUUGUUCAAUAUGAUGGUCAAUGUCCUCCCUUAGACUGUUUUAAAGAAAACAGUUUUGUUUCUUUCUUAGAAUUGCUCAAAUCCAGUUGAUGGCGCAAAUUAGUAUUUUGUUACUGUUGCUCUUUUACAACUAGUAUUCUAAAGGCACAAACAGGAGUAGCUGCUUUUUAGCAAUAGAACUGUUUUGGUAUUUUGCUGCUGUUUACUAUAAUGCGCACCUUCAGAAAACUUCCCAAAUGAGUCCAAGGAAUUUGGGGAUUUCUAGCAACAAAAUUGUGAAGCAUGAGAAUUCUGCUGAUUUUGAUAUAUAAAACCACCUCACCCUCUUUUUCUUUUUUUACUUUUUUUUUUUUUUUUUAAGAAACUGGUACAUUUGUGGGACCUGAGUUGUGUUACCCAUUGUUGUUUUAUUUCUGACCCACUUAGUUCUUUUUGUUUUUUUUAAUCAUUUUUUCCUUAAUAGGAGUAUCUUGCUUAAGAAAAAUUGUCUGUGUCUAUAGACUAAGCAAAAAGUCAGUUUAUAGGGGCAGAGAUAUAUUACAAGUAAUACUAAUCUGUAAAAAAAAAAAAAGAAAAAAGCUGGCUAUUUUUUUAAGUAGUUAACCAGUUGGUUUUUAUCUAAUCUUUUGGGUAUUUUGUUCAGAAAAACUUUUUUAAAUAGUUAAUCUGAAGAAUUCCAAAAUUUUAAGCACUUAAGAUCUCAGAACCAAAAUUAAAUUGGACUUUAUAAAAUCCUGUUAGAGUCACUCUUGUCCUAGGUAGUAAAUUAAGUUUGGCAUUAUUGUCAGACUAGAUAAAGGGUAAAGUAAAAUAGUAUGAACAGAUAAGAGGCCUUUCCCCUCUGCUUUUAAGCCAUAUUCUCCCACAUAUAUUUUGUAAAGAAAUGGUAAAUGAAAUUCUAGUGGCUAUUUAAUUCCUGAUCUGUCUUAAUACAAUGAACUGACCCCUCCCCCCUCGUCUUUAUAAUCCCCACCCAUGCCCACAUGAAACCACAGCAAAACAAGACACACAAACAAAAAAUCUUACCAAGUUCUUUUAAGUAUUUAAACAUCUGAGCCAAAGCCUAUGACAAUAGAAUAGAAGUUAUUAUUGUAUAGUUGUUAAUCACUUUGCAAGUAGGGGCUAAGGUGUCAAAUUAUCUAUAUUGGCGUUGCUGAACUAUAAACAUUCUAUACCUGUAAUAUAAAGUGUUUGAGUUUUUAAUUGGGCUGUAUGAUCAGUAGCUUAUUUUGAAAAAGCUCUAUGAGCUGUAAAAACUGCAUGUUUUUUGUUUAAUGUAAUAUAGGAGACCCUCCUAUAUUCCUUCUCAAGGAAUAUAUUUCAAAACAUUGUUUUGUGAAUUCCUAAGUUUGUGAAACUAUUAGAACAUAACGCAGUGAGGUGUAAUUACAAAAUUUAAAUGGUUUCUAGACAGUUUCAUUGACUACUCGGUGGUACUUAGGCAUUGGCAAAGCCACACUGAGUUACAGGUGCCAGCCCGUCUGACUCCUAAGGAAUUUGCCUUACAUGCUAGCCUUUCCACUGCUGAGGUUCAAAUUAGUGCCUCAGAAAACAUUUGUCAUGUUUUAUUUUUUAGCAUCGAUUGGGAACAGUUGAAAACUUAAAUCCUCAACUGCCAGGGUCUUCUAUAGUAUCAGUAUGUGUUUAGCAGAAAACUAACUCCGUAAUGAAUGGAAUUCAAUUCCACACAUGGUUUGUUCAAGCACACUUAAUAAGUAGCCUAUUUUUUAAAUGUCUUUUUUAAAUGUAAAUAUUUGGAUGAAGUUUUUAAAGUUUGUUUUGAUAUAUUCAUUUGCUACACCAACCAUGGUUUCAGAAUUCACCUUUUGAGCUAAUUGGUUUCAGAAUCUGUAAAAUGAACGAAGAAUCUUGUGUAUCAAACCUGUCACGCAGACAUGUGAGAAUAAUGUGUUCAUAAAGCAUGGAUCUUGCUUUCGUUGUAUAGCUUCAUCAUUCAUUUCAUGGUCUUAUGUAGUGAGUGACUUUUCAGACUACCCCUGCCCUCUGAAGUGUUGUCUGAGCAGGGUGCUGGGGUGGGAAUGGGACCUGCAAGAUCCUGAGGAAGAUAGAAGUCAGAAGAAAAGGAACAUGGACUUGAUUUUAUAAAGUAGUUUUUAAAUAAGUUUCAGAAAAUAGUGACUUUGAUAGGAGGAAAAAGCAAAUUUAGAUCUUAAAAAAAAAAAAACCCAACAUUAAAAAGCCACUGCCUGAAAGGUGUAUUUGCAGUGCAUUAGCCUAUAUUUGUCUUUGCCUCUAUUGAGGAGUAGUUAAUGGUGGUAAUGUGACCUUGAAAUCUUUGUUUAAUGACUGAACAUUAUUUUGGAGAUACAGUAGUAGGUAAAUGUAAUAUGUCAGUCUCUCAUACAGCAUUCAUCUUUUUUGAUACAAUGAUAUCCAUACCCUUGGUUUGAAGAAAAAAGAAACUUGGUUAGUGCAUUUAAAUAAUGAUGUAAUUUUUUUUUUUUUUUUUUUUUUUUUUACCUUGAACUUGGCAAUACACAUUGUCUCUCCAGGAUUUUGAUAGGUUACAAUCCUUGGUUUUUCUUUAUUUUAGUUCCAAAAUUAGAUGUUAGCUUAAAUUUAAAAAUUUAAGUCUGUAUUUCCACGUACACUUGAAAUAAUUUGCCACAUUUUUGGACAGCAUCAUUUAUAGCUGUAAAAUCAAUACAUUUGUUCUGGUUUUACUAAAUAAAAUCCUACUUUGAACUAAUAUCUCCAGCUUAGUGAAGAGCAGCCUGACCUGUCGGGCCCUCACUACUAGCAUAAAGUAGAGUAUUAGGAUAGUACGAGGCAAGAACAGAACUGACCUGCAGACUUCUCAACAGUUUUCUUUACGCCUCUUACAGAACUGUACCAGUUAAUAUUUGUAUGAUUUUAUUUGUUUACACAAAAGCCUAGACUUUCAUAGUAAUUAAUUCUAUAUGUAAUCUGAAGUUCUGGAGUUUUCCCUUUUUCAGACUUUGGAAUUAUUUCUUGAGGUUCUGGUACCAUUUAGCUGCUUUUUUAGAAAAGGAAUUCAUUUAUUAAUAACAUCAGCCAUGGAUUGUGUUCUCUUGGGCCUUUCCAUUCAUCUUCUAAUAAACCUUCAUAGCAACUGAAGGAAGGUGAUUCUCACUUUAUAGGUGGAAAAAACAAAACCUCCUGAAUUUUAAGUAGCUUGCGUAAGGUGUUACAUAUUGAAUUUAGAUUCAGAGCUUUUUCUAAAACUCCCACAUUCUUUCCCCUGCACCAUGUUUAAGAUGGAAAUUUUAUAAAACCAAGCAUUUGGGCAGCUUACAAAUACUUGGUUUUCCAGAAUUAAGCAACUGAAAAGUUCCAAUAAACUCAGUACUUAUUAUCUGUAUUUGUACUAUACAGUAGGAUAUAAAUGCCACUCAACUCCAGAAUACUAUGAAAUAACCCCAGUGAGUCUUCUGAGCUGUUAUAAAUCAAUUUGUGUGUUUGUGGUGUAUACAUAUAAUUUGAAAUUUUUUAUAUACUUCAGUUAUCCACGGUACCCUAUUUAAUCUUGAUAAUGACACCUCUUUAAAUACCCUUGAUUAACAAAAUCAUGGUCUUCAAAAACA